GAAAACAUCAAAACAAACAACCUGGGGCUGGGUGAAAAUUCAAACACAUUUUAGUUUUUAAGUUACAUCCAAUUCAAUCGUUGUUUUCGAGAAAUUAUUGUUCCCGCCAGCACACAAAGAAAGCCUGUGCAGACCUGUAUGAAGGGAGCAGGGUGAACAACGAGCAAAGAACUCUUGCCCGAGCACGGAGCACAGGAGGAGCAGCAGGAGGAGGAGGAGCAGCGGCGGACAACAGGAGGCACUGCUUAGCGAAUGUGGAAAGGAAGCCGGCACCAUUAGGUCGACAAACCCAAGUCGGUCCCGCACGGCAGCGGGCCCACAUCAAGCUGCGGCUCGCCGCUCGCUGGCACUGAGCGAGGAUCAGCAGAGGAUCCAGCAGCAGCAGCAACAGCAGCGGAACAGGGAGCGUGAACGUGAGCGUGAGAGGGAUAGGGAGCGAGAGCUGGACCAGCAUUAUCGCUACCAUAUGCAAGGUCGUAAUCCCCGCCAGCAGCAGCCGGAACCCCUGAAUAAUCUGAACGUCAAUGGCAACCGUCACAGUCGUGUUGUGGCUUCAUCCAACUUUAACCCAAUAAGCGGUGGAGGUGGCGGCGUGAACAGGGAAACGGCUGACACCGGAGCCUCCACGGGAGCCUACCGGGUCUCUAGGCACUCUGUACUACAGGCUAAUACUUCCUUUCAGUCGCAGCAGCAGCAGCAGUCAUGGCAGACUACAUAUGAUAGGCGCCACCAUGUCGCCAGAACUGGUCGGACGCGAGCUGAGAAUAGUUAUCCCGAGGGACCCUCUCCCGCGUCCUCGCCCGUCUCAGUUUCAGCGUCACCUCCCGCUGCUGCUCCCGCUUCCAUUGACAACAGCCCAAUCGUCAGAGCCAAUGGUCCCGAUAUCAAGGAUAUUGCAGAGGGUCCACGUCCCAAGGAUAUUGUUCGCAAGUACCCGCUAUGGAUGCCCGAGUACAAGCGAAAGGCCUUCAAUGCCUCCAUGGACGAAAAGUACGUGGAGACGAUUUGGGCCAGCCUGAAGAACGCUAUCCAGGAGAUACAGAAGAAAAACAAUUCCGGUCUGUCGUUUGAACAGCUCUAUCGGAAUGCCUACAACAUGGUGCUGCACAAGCACGGCAACAGACUAUACUACGGGCUGAGGGAGGUCGUAUCCGAGCAUCUGGAGCACAAGGUGAGGGCGGAGGUGCUGGAGAGUCUGCACAGCAACUUUCUGCCCAAGCUGAACCAGGCCUGGACGGAUCAUCAGACCUCCAUGGUGAUGAUACGCGACAUACUCAUGUACAUGGACAGGGUCUAUGUGCAGCAGCGUGAGGUGGACAAUGUAUACAAUCUGGGAUUGAUAUUGUUCAAGGAUCAGGUGGUUCGCUAUGGAGAGAUUCAAAAGGCCCUGCGGGAGAAGCUGCUGGGCAUGGUAAUGGAGGAGCGACAUGGCGAGGCCAUUAACCAUUUGGCCAUCAAAAACGCCUGCAGCAUGCUAAUCACUUUAGGCAUCAACUCGCGCACUGUCUACGAGGAGGACUUUGAAAAGCCCUUCCUUGCCCAGUCGGCGGCCUUUUACAAAUUCGAGUCGCAGAACUUUCUUGCCGAGAACAACGCUGGCGUUUACAUCAAGAAAGUGGAGGCCCGCAUCACAGAGGAAUCGUCACGGGCAGCGCUCUACCUAGACAAGGACACUGAGCCGCGCAUUGUGCGAGUUGUGGAGGAGGAGCUGAUCAAGAAGCACAUGCGCCCGAUCGUGGAGAUGGAAAACUCGGGCGUGGUCUACAUGAUCAAGAACUCAAAGACCGAAGAUCUGGCCUGCACAUACAAGCUCUUCUCGCGCCUCAAGGAGGAGGGCCUCAAGGUGAUAGCGGACACCAUGUCGGCGUAUUUGCGAGAGCAGGGACGCAUGCUGGUCAAGGAGGAGGAGAAUGGCAACACGAAUCCCAUUACGUUCGUGCAGAAUCUGUUGGAUCUCAAGGAUCGCUUUGAUCAGUUUCUGGUUCACUCAUUCGCCAACGAUCGCAUCUUCAAGAAUGUCAUCUCCUCGGACUUUGAGCAUUUCUUAAAUUUGAAUAACAAAUCGCCGGAAUAUCUGUCGCUUUUCAUUGACGACAAACUGAAAAAGGGUGGCAAGGGAAUGAGCGAGCAGGAAAUCGAGUCUAUUUUGGACAAGACCAUGGUGCUUUUCCGUUUCCUGUUGGAGAAGGAUGUCUUUGAGCGCUAUUACAAGACGCAUUUAGCCAAGCGACUGCUGCUAAACAAAUCAGUCUCUGAUGAUUUCGAGAAGAAUAUGAUAUCCAAACUAAAGACUGAAUGCGGCUGUCAAUUCACCUCGAAGCUAGAGGGCAUGUUUAAGGACAUGUCCGUCUCCAAUACGAUCAUGGAUGAGUUCAAGAACUAUGUAAAUAAUAACAAUUUAUCCUUGGGCGGUGUUGAGCUAACGGUACGCAUACUAACCACGGGAUUCUGGCCAACACAGACAGCAACUCCCAACUGCAACAUACCCGCCGCACCCCGCGAAGCCUUUGAAAUUUUCAAGAGCUUCUAUCUGAACAAACACUCAGGACGUCAGCUAACGUUACAGCCUCAAAUGGGCACUGCCUAUAUAAACGCCGUGUUUUAUGGCCGCAAAGCAGCCGACAGUGAGAAGGACAAGGAUGCACCCAGCUCCAGUUCGAGCGGGUGUGCAGUGCCCACCACCACACGCAAGCACAUACUGCAGGUGUCCACAUACCAGAUGUGCGUUUUGCUGCUGUUUAACAACCGCGAUGUGCUCACCUAUGAUGACAUCCACCAGGAGACGGAUAUACCAGAGCGGGAGCUGGUAAGAGCCCUUCAGUCGCUGUCUAUGGGCAAGCCAGCUCAGCGCUUGCUGGUGCGUAAUUCCAAGACGAAAACCAAGGAUAUUGAGCCCACGGAUGAGUUCUAUGUGAACGAUGCCUUUGUGUCAAAGUUCCACAGGGUGAAGAUACAGACGGUGGCCGCUAAGGGCGAAUCAGAGCCAGAGCGCAAGGAGACGCGCGGCAAGGUCGAUGAGGAUCGAAAGCACGAAAUUGAGGCAGCGAUUGUGCGCAUCAUGAAGGCGCGCAAGCGUAUGGCGCACAACUUACUGGUGUCGGACGUGACGUCGCAGCUAAAAUCGCGCUUCUUGCCCUCACCUGUGUUCAUCAAGAAGCGGAUCGAGGGCCUCAUUGAGCGCGAGUAUCUGCAACGAUCACCCGAGGACCGCAAGGUGUACAACUACUUGGCCUAAGUGGCGCAAGCACGGGAUCCGGAUCGAACUCAUCUUCAAAAAAACGCAAACGGCAAGCGGCAGCAAUAACAUUUUUUUUGACCAAGAUUAUGGAUGACCUCUCUCAAGUCAACUAAGCCCCAAAACAUAUAGAGUUUAACCAAUGCAGGAGCGCCCGCCAGAAACGUAAAAUUUCCCUUUUGCAUGCCACUACUUUUCCGAGAAUGCCAUUCAAAAUUGAACAGUUUAAAAUGCUAUUGGAUAGAUAGGGCGAGAGACUCCGCCGCACAGUAACAUACAUAAUUAUCCCUCUAAUAUAAUUCUUAAUUCUCUAACCAUUAUUGUUUUUCCGGACAUUUUCUUUGCGCCCUCAAAUUGUAUAGCAGUAAGCCCAACCGCACACACAAACACACACAUCAGCAGCCACACACAAGAAAACAUCCAAAAUCCACCCAUGAUAGGAAUCGUACGCGAAGAAUGCAUAAGAGUAGAGUACGCAUAAUGCAAGCCCUAAUUUUAAGCGAUUGAGUAAAGGUAAAGAUGCAGCAGCAGAAAUUUAAGCGAAAAGAAAUAUUCAUAAUUAUAAAUAUAGCUAAAGUAAUAAAUUUAUAAAUGAAUUAUUAAUUUUAGUGAGCGUGUUUGAUGUGCAAGAGUCCACAAGCCCACACACACAUACCCUGCAUCCUCUCUGCAAGAUUGAGAUUUCAGAUUGAAGAUUGCCGUGAAUAUAUAUUCCUAUCUUUAGUUUUGCGACGAGCAGUGAUUAUGAUAAUCUGUAUGAAAAGUUGUUUUAUCUAUUUAGUUGAUAUUGUGGAAUCGAUUCCAAUUACACAUAUACAUAUAUGCAGCAGUUCUGUAAUGGAUUUGAAUUAAGUAGGACACGAAAGAAUUCAUUUUUUAAAUAUACAAAAAAAAAAAAAAAACAAUAAACGACACGAAAAACAAUUAAACGCCGAACAAGAGUAUGGAAGAGAAAAAAAAGAGAGCAAUGGCGAUCGAUCUUAACACUGUAAAUAAAUUACAUUUCUGUUCUUACCUAUGAAAAAUUGAUAUAAAAAUAAAACGUAUAUAAGCGUUAACACUUAACACAGUUGUUGUCUAUCUUUUUAAAAUAGGAUCAGAAAGCCCUUUUAAUGGAAUGCUAAUUUUCGUCUGUAAAAUAAAACUAAUUUGAUAACAAUUUGUAUCUA
Drosophila kikkawai is the source of this 4404-nucleotide messenger RNA. RefSeq names its product cullin 3 (gene Cul3). Gene Ontology annotation, biological process: protein ubiquitination; ubiquitin-dependent protein catabolic process. Gene Ontology annotation, molecular function: ubiquitin protein ligase binding. Gene Ontology annotation, cellular component: Cul3-RING ubiquitin ligase complex. The record is from RefSeq and is a predicted model, not a curated record. NCBI's taxonomy places the organism in Eukaryota, Metazoa, Arthropoda, Insecta, Diptera, Drosophilidae.